Molecule: messenger RNA, 1830 nt
Organism: Thyridium curvatum
Lineage: Eukaryota; Fungi; Ascomycota; Sordariomycetes; Thyridiales; Thyridiaceae
Exons: 1
Coding region: 1-1830 (609 amino acids)
Source: RefSeq, a predicted model, not a curated record
AUGAAGUCCACCCCUACGCUCUUGGCCAUCAUUGGCCUUGCUGUCGGUGAUGUCGCCGCCCAGAUCACUGCCGCGCCAGUGUGCCCCGGCGGACCUUGCUCUUCGGCUGUUGCUGCCGUUCCCGAGUGUGCCUCGAGCUGCAUCUCGUCUGCUGCCAAGUCUGCCGCCAAGUGCGUUGACGGCGACUUCCAAUGCCAGUGUGUCUCAUCGGCCGUCAUCCAAGAAGCUGCCGUCGGUUGCGUCCUGGGCGGCUGCACAGACCCCAUCGGUGUGAUCAACGCCGUCAGCACUGUCUGCGACUGUGUCAGCAAGAACCCGAGCACCUACUGCGGCAGCCCGAGCACAUCAACCACAUCUCCCACGUCCGAGACGAAGCCGCCUACCACCAGCCAGCCAACCACGGCUCCCACUUCAACCUCGCAGCCAACAUCGGAGCCGCCAUCCAGCAGCCCUACCUCGACGGGAGGCAACACCGAUACCAGCAAGCCCGGCUCGAGCCCGCCCCCGACCUCGACUGGCUCAUGCGUAGCCACCAAGUCCGACUGUGCUCCCGUCGCCAAGUCGGCCGUCCCCGAGUGUGCUCAGGCCUGCUUCACUUCCUACGCUCCCUCAGUUGGCUGCGGCGUCAGCGACUUUGCCUGCCAGUGCCAGCCGACUGCCCAAGCUUCCCUCUCCAAGCUUCUCGUCCCCUGCGUUGCCACCGCCUGCCCCGCGGCUCAGCUCCCCAGUGUCAUUGCCGGCGCCAGCUCUGUCUGCGCGUGCGCCACGGCCGCCCCUGGCGGCGGUGACUGCUCCGGUGGCAGCAGCGGAUCUACCUCUCAGCCUCCUCCCACUAGCUCCCCGACCUCAAAGGGCGGUGACAACAAGCCAAGCUCGACCUGCAAGGCCGCGACCAAGGCCGACUGCGGACCCGUGGCGUCUUCUGCCGUGCCCUCGUGCGCCCAGGCGUGCUUCUCCCAGUAUGCCCCCUCCGUUGGCUGCGCCGUCACCGACUACGGCUGCCAGUGCCAGCCCACUGCCCAGGCUUCCCUUUCCAAGCUUCUCGUCCCCUGCGUCGCUACUGCUUGUGAGGCUGCCCAGCUCCCCAGAGUGAUCUCAGGAGCCAGCUCCGUCUGCGCUUGCGCCAGUGCUCCUCCCUCUGGAGGCGACUGCGGCGGCGAGACCAACCCCCCUCCCGCCACGACCCCCUGCCCUACCAACCCGCCCAACAACGGCGGUGGAAACGGGGGCGGCAGCGGCGGCAACGGUGGUAACGGUGGCAAUGGCGGCGGCCAGGCGACCACCUGCGUCGAGGUCACCAUCGCCGCUCCCGGAGGCGGCUCCUCCGGAGGCGGCAACGCUGCCUGCGCGCCCCUCGCCUCCAAGAUCGAGGCCUGCGCCCAGCCGUGCUUCAGCUCCGCCAUCCCCAAGGUCGGCUGCUCCAUCGACGACUACUCGUGCCAGUGCGAGUCCGGCCACCAGGCCUCCCUCUCCCAGAUCCUCGUCCCCUGCGUCGCCACCGCCUGCGAGGCCGCCGUCCUGCCCUCCAUCAUCGCCGAGGCCAGCGCCGUCUGCGCCUGCGCCGCGACCGCGGGCUCCGGAGGCGCCGGCAACGCGGGCGCGAAGCCCAUCACCACCACGACGUGCUACCCCAUCGGCGGCGGCGGCAGCUCUGCCAACCCCACUGGCGGCAGCGGAGGAAAGGGCGGUGGCAACGGCGGCGGCUCGGGCGGCGGCGCGACCAAGUCUGGUCCCGUUACCGUCCCGACUGCUGGUGCCAACGCCAAGUUCGAGAUGGGCGUCGUCGGCACGAUCUUUGGUGCUGCCUGGCUUGCUGCUAUUGCUCUCUAA